CGCCGCCGAAACUGUCUUCGUUUUCAAAACAUCUACAGGCACGAACGUCAGACGGUUGAGCGGUUUUGAUUCAGUGUGAUUGUUUCGAGAUCCAUUCUUUAGGAUGGAGAAUGGUGUGGCAUCCACCAAAGGAGAGGGCUUCCUAUCCAGGAUGGCCCUCAAUGACAACAAGGCUGGUAUGGAGGGUCUUGACAGGGACAAGAUCAACAAAAUCAUCAUGGAGUCAUCCAAGGGAUCGAGGUUUUAUGAGAGUGAGCUGAAGAAAGAGCAGCAGGUGAACCACCGCAUCGAGAAAAUGAUGCUCCAAAAGGCACAGAUCCCAGAACAACGGCUAAAGAAAGCACAAGCUCAAGUGGAAAGGAUGGCCACCGAGCUUGAAAGGAGUCGUGAUCUCAGCCGUGUGAUAGUACACGUGGACAUGGAUGCUUUCUACGCUGCUGUGGAGACGAGAGACUGUCCUGAGCUCAAGGACAAGCCCAUGGCUGUAGGAUCCAUGAGCAUGCUGUCAACGUCUAACUACCAUGCCAGGAAGUACGGGGUUCGAGCUGCCAUGCCUGGGUUCAUCGCAAAGAAACUCUGCCCAAACUUAGUUAUUGUUCCAACCAACUUUGCUAAAUACAGAGCUGUGAGUGAUGAGGUCCGGGAGGUUUUUGCAGAAUAUGACCCUCACUUCCAGCCGAUGAGCCUGGAUGAAGCUUAUCUGGAUUUUACAGACCACCUGGAGCAGAGACAGAGCUGGCCAGAAUCCUCUCGUACACAUCGCUUCCGCGCCAGCAGCGCCGCUACAGGUGAAGAGCAGAUUGAUCUUCCCCAGGAGGCAGUGCCAGAGGAUGAAGACCUCUCUCCAGUCCUGUUCGAGGACAGCCCUAGCACCUCUCUCUGCUUGUUGGACUCUGAAGGUGUCGGUGCUGCUGGUAGUGCGUUCGAGGUGUUUGGCACGUCUCUUGAGGAGGCUGUGAGAGAGAUGCGCUUCCGCAUUGAGCAGAAGACCAUGCUCACUGCCAGUGCAGGAAUUGCUCCAAACACAAUGCUUGCCAAGGUGUGCAGUGACAAGAACAAACCCAACGGCCAGUACAGACUCCCCUCCACUAGAGAGGCCAUUAUGGACUUUGUCCAGAAUCUCCCAGUUCGCAAAGUGUCUGGCAUCGGGAAAGUGAGUGAGAAGAUGCUGAAUGCUCUUGGCAUCAGUAGCUGUUCUCAUCUUGGCCAGCAGAUGGAGUUGCUCUCGCUGUUGUUCUCGGAGACGGCCUGGCAUCAUCUCAUGCAGGUUUCCUUGGGUCUGGGCUCCACAUCUAUACCGAGACAUGAAGAAAGGAAAAGCAUGAGCACAGAAAGGACAUUCAAAGAACUGAGUAAUGUUGAGGAGCAGUUGUCUUUUUGCAGAGAGCUCUGUGAAGACUUAGCAGAAGACAUAAAGAAAGAAGGUCUAAAGGGUAAAACGGUAACACUGAAGCUUAAGAACGUGAACUUUGAGGUAAAAACCAGGGCGCUGACGCUGCUGUAUGCUGUUGCAACAGUGGAUGACAUUUUUGCUGUUGCUAAGGACCUACUGAAAACGGAAAUCGACAAUGAAAGCCCCCAGCCACUCAGAUUGAGACUCAUGGGUGUUAGAAUCUCCGCCUUUGUCAGUUUGGAUGAUAAAAAGCCCCUUCAGAGGAGCAUCGUUGGCUUUCUAAAGCCAGGCACGACAGACUCUAGCGGCUCCUCCCAAGGAACAAAUCAAAAGCUUGAGAAAAAGUGUCUCUCCUAUCAGUCCUUCCAAACUGGGCCACUUGCUUGUCUUCCCCUUGCACAGAAGUGCCAGAGACAAGAGGAAGUACCCUGGGGGAAGAAGCAGAGAGGGUUCGAGGGGGGUCAGACGAGUGAGGAACCCAAACAGUCUUUCUUCCAAAGGGCUCAUGCCAAACGACUGCAACUGCAGGCAACAAAUGCAAGCACACAACAGGAAGUGCAUGGGGAGAAUGGUUCUGUGAUGACUUCCACAGGCACAUGUGCUGAAAAGGGUGUUGAGUCGUCAAAGGAAGCACACGAGAGUGACUCUACAGCCUCAGAUCCCUCAGAAAAUGACUUGGUUUCCCAUGUAGAGGCGCAUGCAUCCACAUCAGGCUGUGGUGGCACAGUGUCAGAGAGCCUCACCUGUCCAGUGUGUUUCAGGCAGGUGGAGACCACUGAUUUGAAUAUCUUCAACACACAUAUCGACCAGUGUCUCACUGAUGCCUCUAGAAAUCCAAACCAAUGCACAGUUUCAGACUCAGAUUCAGACAUGGACCUAGAGAAGGGCCAGAAAGAGUGUGAAGAGUUUGAGUUGAACAGAGUCGAUCCCCAAGAAGACCAACACAACUUGGAAAACGAUUCUCUUCAAACGAUUUUGCUGAUCAAUGGUGACAAUAGAACGGUAACCAUGCGGCAACCUCAGCCAUGUAAUGAAAAAGGCCCCGUCCUUAUCUGCCCUGUAUGUCAGCUGACACAGGAUAGUGAUGACCUCACUAUCUUCAACCACCACGUUGACCUCUGCCUGAACCAGGAGGUCCUACAUGAGCUGGAGGGCCAGACAUCGUCUCCCAUAAAUCCAACUUCAGUCAUAAAUAGCAAGGCCAUAGACCGGAGCCGUCUCCUGCCAAUGCAAGCAAGUAAAGGCAAAACCAAAAGACGGGACUCGCCUUCUUCUCCUCCUUCUAAAAAGGCUAAAGGCCUCGGUUCUCACAACACCAUUGACAAGUUCUUCAGGUGACAGUCAUGCACGAAGAACUGAGAACAUCUUCAGGAAAUGGAAAACACCACACCCAUUCUGCUCCACUGAGCAGUUUAUUAUUGCACACAAAGCCAUAUACAAAUGUUCUCCUUAGAAAUAUUUAAUUGAUAUAGUAUUUGCACUAUGUAUGAUGUGUUUUUCUAGGCAGACAAUAGAUGGGUAAUUAAAGAUGACAGACAAACUUUGUUUUAAUUCUGGCAAACUAAUGGAAAUAUUAUGCAUUUCCUGUUUCUGUUACUCACUAAAGAUAAGCGUAAUGUUUUUAUUUCACUGUAUGCGUACUGGAUCAUUAGUAAUGUAUGUAUUAGACACUGAUUGUAGUGUGCGUUUUUAAAUGUAUCUUCAUUCAUUUAUUUUAUUCAGAUAUUUGCAGUAAUUUACAGUUGUAUUUAUUAUGCUUCCAAUGAUAAAAAAAAGUGUAUAUUUAUUAAUGAAGAUAAGAGAAUCAUUCUAUCAUGUAAAUCAAAGUUCUAAAAUAAAUAAAUUACUUUUCUCCUGAAAUUUCA
Cyclopterus lumpus (lumpfish) is the source of this 3258-nucleotide messenger RNA. RefSeq names its product polymerase (DNA directed) kappa (gene polk). Bases 104 to 2731 code for a protein of 875 amino acids. Gene Ontology annotation, molecular function: DNA-directed DNA polymerase activity; damaged DNA binding. The record is from RefSeq and is a predicted model, not a curated record. Gene Ontology annotation, biological process: error-prone translesion synthesis. Gene Ontology annotation, cellular component: nucleus. Lineage: Eukaryota; Metazoa; Chordata; Actinopteri; Perciformes; Cyclopteridae. The transcript is spliced from 15 exons.